CUGUAGAAGAUGUUUUAAAUGAAUAAUCAGAUAUAUUUCAGCAAAGUCAAUAUUAUAUAAAUGAUAUAUAGACCUGUUAAGAACUACGAGAUCAACGAGCCUCUUUUAAACGCAGUUACGUCAAGUUACGAUGGCGAGUGAUGCAACAGCCGUGGAGCAGCGACACCUAGUGGACACUCAUUUACACUCUUGCUGACUCUGGGGUUGUUAAAAAGGCGAUAUUUGGCCCUCGCCGGAGGUGAAUGUCUAAGUCCAUCUGCCAACGGUUUACUGAAACAAGUGGUGGAAGAAGAAUUGAUCAAAAUGCAGGACGUAACCAAAAGCGGAAGUGAGUCGGAGACAAAGGAGGACACACCGAACAAAAGAAAGAGAGAAAGAGAAAAGCACUCUGCGAGUGAGAGUGAAUGUGAGGUUGAGUCCAAGCAAAAGAAGUCUCGUCGUUAUGUCAACUCCAAGCCUGCAGAAUCAGAAGAUAAAGAGGACAGCAGCGAAGAAAGUGUGGCAAGUGAGGAAGAAGAAGAAACGAAAACUAGAGCAGGUGAUGCAGUGCAGGAGAUAACAAAUGCAGAGCGUCAAGAAGACUCUGAAGACGAGGAAGUAGAUGCAGAGUUAAAAAGCAACACACCAAAGACGAAAACAGACAGUGAGGAAGACGAGGAUGAAAGUGACUCAGACCAGAGCGACACGCAAAACGCUUCUGAUGGAAGCAAAAAAGAGGAAAAAGUUCUGGCAGAGAAAAACACAAACCAGACAGAUUCUGAUUCAUCAUCUCUGCCCUCUCUGGAUGAUGAUCAAGAAAUAGAGAGACAAAAAAAGCAAGUCAAGAGUAAGGAAGACAAAGAUCAAGACGUUGGAAAAAAGAAAUCGAGAAAAAGAGAAGAAAAUGGUGGCGAAAAAAGUCAGAAGGAUAACCACAAGGCAGUCGUGAGGCUCAAACGCUACAUUUCUCUGUGUGGCGAGAGGCGCAAUUACAAGAAGCUGCUGGGUGAUUGUAGGAGUGUUCGCUCCAUGGUUGCUGUUCUAAAGAAGGAGCUGGAAGAUCUUGGUGUUCACGGUCAGCCAUCCAUAGAGAAAUGUAAAAAGUUACGUCGCAAAAAAGAUGAAGCUAAAGAACUUGCUGAACUGGAUGUCAACAACAUAAUUGAAACACAAGGUCGACCUAAAGGGAGAGGAGCCGUUGCGCAACACGGACAACGUGACCCCGCGCCCUGCGCGUACCAGCGGUCAUUGAACUCUGGCUCCGGUAGCGAUCAGGAAAACGACACACAGCGAGGACGCAGAAAAACAGACUGGGCCAACCUCCAAGGAAUCAUCAGCGAUGAUGCGGACAGUGACUGAGGCAGUUAUUGUUUGGUUGUUAGCAACAUUAAGAAACUUUCACGAAAUUAUAUAAGAAACAGCUAAUUACAUUUUGUGGAUGAUCUGGAUCUUUGUCCGGGUUUCCGGAUGUUUUUCUAAGAAUUCUUAACUAUUUGGAGAUAGGGCCUAGAUCUCCAACUGUUUUUCUAGUUUUUCAUGCAAGUAUUUAGAAAGAGACUAUUCUUUUUAUCACUGUUAUAAAAUGCUUAUUUCAAUUAUGAGUUACCGUACAUUUGAUGCAGUGUGUUGUACAGAAUGUUAUAUAAAUGUUGAUGACACCUUAAACAAUAAAAUGAACACAAUGAUUCACAUUUAAAAAUAGUUUUAUUGCAGCAUGGCAGUGUAAUCUUAAAUUUUCCAAAUUUUAACACCUGCAAGGAGCACAAACAUGUCCAACUAAAAACAAGUGACGAACAGUAGUUCAGGGGCGUCUAGAGUUGUACACUGAGUGCUGCUUACUGAACAAGGAUGAGGAUGCAUUUUGAUAUUUUUAAUUUUAAAACCAAUACAAUGUACACAUUAUAAAAA
Molecule: messenger RNA, 1887 nt
Organism: Nerophis lumbriciformis (worm pipefish)
Lineage: Eukaryota; Metazoa; Chordata; Actinopteri; Syngnathiformes; Syngnathidae
Gene: hirip3
Product: HIRA interacting protein 3
Cellular component (GO): nucleus
Source: RefSeq, a predicted model, not a curated record